UACCAGGGGUGGGUGGGGCCCUCUCGGCAGUUCCUCCCUGAGAAAGCUUUCAAAACACAGAAAGGAGUAGCAAAUCGCCUUCAUCUGGAAACGCUGGACUCUGGGGCAUUGCCACCAGAUAUGGCAAUGGCUUCUCCCGAACAAAGCCAGGAUGUUAAUAAGGAUGUGGGUGUCAUGAACAUAGAAGAGCUUGAUGCUUCAGACUUUGAGAGAAGGCUUUCAUAUUUAAAUAUUGAUUUUAACCAGCUUACUUCUGAGAAAAAUAAAGAGCACGCCGCCAUACGCCAACAACUAGGGAGCAGUUACAACUUUAAAAUGAGAAGUGAAGCCAGGAGGCUGCAAUCAUUCCUCUCCUACAUCAAACUCUCGUCUUGGUGCCCAAAGCAAAUGGCCGCUGCUGGGUUUUAUUUCACAGGAGUGGAGCUCAGUGUCCAGUGCUUCUGCUGUGGGCUUGUCUUCUGCACUAGCAGCCUUAGAACCCCUCCACUAGAAGACCAUGUCAAACACAAUGCGACAUGUGGGUUUGUACAAGGGAAAGAUGUUGGCAACAUCCCAAAAUAUGAGAUCCGUGUACAGCAGCCUGACAGUUCCCAAAGAGACUUGCAGGAGUAUGAAGCAGAGGAACUUAGGUUAAAGUCUUUCACAGGCUGGCCCUUCUAUGCCAGGAUUGUACCCUCCGAACUCUCCAGCGCAGGGUUCUUAUUUACAGGAACCAGGGACACAGUGCAGUGCUUCUCCUGUAUGGGCUGCUUGGGAAACUGGGAAGAAAAUGAUGACCCAUGGAAAGAACAUGCAAAGUGGUUCCCAGAGUGUAUGUUUCUUAGGAGUAAGAAGUCAUUUGAGGAUAUUAAACAGUACAUUUCCACUUACAAUGGAUUUUCUGGAAUUAUGGGAAAGCAUUUUGCUGCUGUUACAGAGGACAGGACAUUUCCUACCAUUACAACCUAUACAAGCAAGAACAUAUUUGAAGAUGAAAACGUUCGACUGGAUUCCUUUAAAAAAUGGCCUGAAAAUGCCCAUGCCAACCCCACAUCCCUUGCUGAAGCUGGAUUUUACUACACAGGAAUAACUGACAAUGUGAAGUGUUUUACAUGUGGUGUCUGUAUUCACUCAUUCGAGCCAGGAGAUGAUCUUUACACAGAACACAAGAAAUUCAGUCCAGCGUGUGCCUUUCUACAUAAACUAUCACAUGCUAAAGAUGAACAGAUUCCGAAUCUCAGUGCCCAACAUUUGUGGAAAAGAAGGGAAUGCCAUCAAAUUCAAGACCACGGAACACCACAUGUAAGAUGGAUGUAUGAAGCAAUUAAACUGCAGAGCCAGCUGGUGGAUGUGUAUUGUAAUGCUAAGUUCUCAAAAUUGUUACCUUUUUCUGACUCCUCCCAUGUUUCUUUAGACCUAAAUUCCCUGUUUGCCGAUAUAUCUGUCACUACAAAGGAUACUACAAAUCAGCGUUUGGCGCAGCUCACAUUACCUGAUAUUCUGUCAGACCUGAGGGACAUCACCAUGAUAGAAGGUGAAGCCGGCAGUGGGAAAACAGCUCUGCUUAGGAAGAUAGCCAUUCUCUGGGCCUCAGGGUGCUGCCCCAUGCUAAGCAGGUUCACAUUGGUAUUUUAUAUAUCUUUUCCAUUAAUUGAAAAACAACAAACACUGUCUAACAUUAUUUGCAAACAGCUAAUUGGACCUGCUUCAUCCUUAACAGAAGAUAUUCUGGGAGAACUAAUGGGACAGCUAAAGAACCAGAUUCUCUUCCUUGUGGAUAAUUAUGGUGUGUUGGACUUUGUACCUGAAUCAAUAGAAAACCUUUUACUAAAAAAUCCCUGGAACAGGGUGAGCAUAGCAGUUACAGUGCGCACUGACCAGGGCAGAAAACUGCGCCAGCAUGCAAGAAGCAUAUUGAGUAUCCAAGAUUUCCCUUUGUACAGUUCAGUGUACAUCUGUAGACAACUUUUCUCUCACGAUAUGCCACGUAUAGAGAAGUUCCUGUUAGAACUGAUAUCUUCUAAAACAUUCCAAGCUGCACUAAAGACGCCCCUUUUUACACUUAGUCUUUGUGUUUUGUGGGUGCAGGAUCCAAAUGAAGAAAUGUCCAGUGAACUAUCAGUUUGCAAGGCUUAUUUAAUGCACACUAUACUAAAACAUCCCAAUGCCAGAGAGAUAGUGGAAGAUCUGGUGUCUGCGUGUGGAGAACUUGCCUUAAUGGGUCUCUUUCAGUCCAAGUUUUAUUUCACGAAUGAGGAUCUCUGCGCAGCUUGUGUUAAAACUGAGGAUGUUCUUAAAGCUGGACUCCUGAGCAAGUUCACUUGGCAGAGGCUACAGUCAACUUACAGCUUCUUCCAUGCAUCCUUCCAAGAGUUUCUUGCUGCUAAGAGAAUGAGCGAUCUUCUGGAUUCUACCGACGAAGUUCAGAAGGAAAAAGGAUUCUCUUACCUGCAGCAAAUCAACACUUUUUUAAAAUUUGCAGGGCGUUUCUACUAUUUCUUAAACUAUUGCUGCUUAUUUUCUCCUAAAUCAGCUACAAUAAUCAUCUCCCACUUGUUUGCAUUGCUAGAUAAUAGUGAAGCGUUUGACUGUCAGUCAGGCACAAAGGUUCACCUUGAGCAUCACCCUAAUCUCGCGUGCUUAGAGCAAAUGCUCACUGUCGUAAACAGCAGGCCAACAGGAUUUCGCCUUUCAUUAGUGACACACAUGCUACUUAUUUUCUCCAUUGAAGCAGCAUAUGAUGGAAAUUCACUCGCUAUGUGCGCUCCCAUUAUACUGCAGUUUCUUAAAGGAAAAGAAAUCACUGUACAUUUUUCCUCUACAAACAAGUGCUUCUUUACAUUUCUAAAAGACUAUCCUGAAGGGCUGUCACAGAUUAAAAGCCUACGGUUAUCUGUGGUGGGAGAAAGAGAAGAAGCCCCUGAUCUAACUUUGAGAUGUCAGGAGGAUCUUACUUCUAUUUGGGGUAUCCCAACCGUUGAGGAGGACUAUUCCAUGGCGUUCCAGCUAGCCACCGAAACUCAAGCACAAAUGAAAGAUUACCGCCGUAAAAAUAUUGCAGGCUUUUCCCAUUUUGAUUUAAACGCAGGAAACCAUAGAAUUAACGUACUGAAAGUUAAAACCACUGGCAACAUUAUUAAAUGGGAAAAGGCCCUUUUUAACUUCAGGAUUUUUUUCCCCCUUUCUCAUCACAUCGAGUUGAAGGUUACAGAUAGUCCAGGUUUCUUUGAAAGACUCGGUGCCUGCAUUGAAAUCUACAAAGAUUCUUUUGUAAAGUGCACAUUGUGUCGGAUGGAACUGAAUUCAGCAGAACAAGAGCUGAUUUUGCACAUGACUUCACUACAGAGCCUUAAAAUAUCUGGCAUGCUGGCACCAGAACAUAUUAUUGGACAUAUGGACUGUUUCACGCAAUUAAAGGAAUUAACUCUGGACUUGUCAGACGAAUGUGAAGUCAUUGGAAUAUUGCCAGAUGGAUUUAAAAACCUACACAGUCUUGAAAAACUGAUGUUUAAUAAUGUGAGCAUGGAAACACACUCAUCUCGAUUAGCACAAUUUCUUACAGGCUUCUCCAAUCUGACUUCUUUUCAUCUGAACUGCACUGUCUGUCCAGAUUUCCAAAAAAUUAUGGCUGCAGUAUCUCAAAAUGGCAAAAUCCAGGAGAUCCAACUGUAUGGAAUAGUUUUUCCAGACCAUGGAAUAGUCAGUUUGGCUUCUGUGCUAUCGCUGAUGACACAACUUAAAGUUCUGAAUAUAGAAAGGCAACUUUGUGACAGCAUGGACACAGGACAGAUGUUUGUCCAAGCCCUACCAUCCCUGGAACUGCUGGAAGAACUGAAACUCCCCAGUGGUUCUGCAAUAAAAGAAAUGGCAAUACCAAUCAUCUUGCAGCUCCAAUAUCUCCCUAAUCUUAGGGUGAUCCAUUUCACUAAUGACACCUUAAAUGACAGCAGCUUGCUUGAGCUCGCAAAUGCAUCAAGAGCCGGACAUUUAAGAAACAUCCAGAGCCUAAAUCUUUCUGCUAACCAUGAUAUCACACAGUCUGGAUGGAGAUCUUUCUUCCAAACCUUAGAUAACCUACUGAUUAUCAACGAGUUGAACAUUUACAGAAUCUAUACAUAUCAGCAUAAAACUGAUCCUUUAACCCUAAAAGCCUUAGUUCAGUGUGUUUCCAGGCUCCACAGUCUGACCUGUCUGGUCAUGCAUGGGUGGCUGCUGGAUGAGAAAGAUCUUGAGAUGUUCAACACAAUGAAAGAAAAUCAUCCAAAAGCCAAGAGUUUCAUGCUACUUUGGCAGUGGUCACUUCCAUUCGGUCCUACUGUGAAGAAAUGACAGCUUGGCUCAUAUUAACCUUAUGUAGAGCUUUUAGUUUUGACAUAUGGCUGAUUAGAUUUUCAUUUUUGAACUAUGAGGUACAAAUUCAUGUAAUAAACAGAAAAUUAAUUACAGAAUUAAGAAAAUGAAA
This is a messenger RNA of Xenopus tropicalis (tropical clawed frog), 4441 nucleotides long. It is a transcript of the gene naip, whose product is annotated as NLR family apoptosis inhibitory protein. Gene Ontology annotation, biological process: negative regulation of apoptotic process. The transcript has 16 exons. The record is from RefSeq and is a predicted model, not a curated record. The coding region runs from base 121 to 4308 and encodes 1395 amino acids. Gene Ontology annotation, molecular function: nucleotide binding; cysteine-type endopeptidase inhibitor activity involved in apoptotic process; ATP binding. Lineage: Eukaryota; Metazoa; Chordata; Amphibia; Anura; Pipidae.